Cuscuta europaea is the source of this 617-nucleotide messenger RNA. Lineage: Eukaryota; Viridiplantae; Streptophyta; Magnoliopsida; Solanales; Convolvulaceae. The record is from the annotation of a GenBank genome assembly.
AAAGGAGAUCAGGAGAUUGAGGAGGUAUACCCUGAAGAAGAAGUUCAGACGAAGGAGAAGACCACAAAGGCCAAAUUACCACCAUUGUCAUCAUACGAGCCACUCUCACCAUUCCCGGAAGCACUCAAGGAAACAAGGAAGCUGGAGAGAAAUGCGGAUAUCUAUGAGACCUUCGCCAAGUGUGAGAGAAGAGAGAGCUAUUUCAAGAUCUCACCCCAUUACUAUGGAAUUCAUUUUGGUACUAUUGCUACACUAUUGCAGGUGGAUCUUUUACUUUUAAUACGAAUACUGCAUGUGGAAAAAGGAGAGCGAGAAAUAUUGUUGGUGAUGAUAGUGAGAACGAAAUAGAGUUUUAUGAGAGAAUUGUUAGAGAAAGUAAUGUAAGAUAUUCGUGAAACAAUGGCAAAAAAUCCUUCACCUUCUAAUGUUGAGGUUGUUCUCUCGAAGCGGAAGAAGUGUUUUCUCUUGAACAAAAGGGGGAAUGAUGCUGCUAUGAAGAUCAACUUGAUGAUGUGUGAAGACAUUGUAGAAUUACAAAUUGUUAGCAACAUUGUUUGAUUAAUUUUGCUAUAUGUAUGUAGGACGUGUAGGCGGCUCACUUUGGUGUUGAAUGUUGG